This is a messenger RNA of Anisakis simplex (herring worm), 423 nucleotides long. Lineage: Eukaryota; Metazoa; Nematoda; Chromadorea; Rhabditida; Anisakidae. The record is from the annotation of a GenBank genome assembly.
AUGUUCGAAUUCAUCUCAUUUACAGGCAUCAAUACCGUACCUGAACUACCACCUCAGCAUGAAUCAAAAUAUGCCGGUCAGUUCGCACCGGACGGUACUUACAUUGGAAAACCGCAACUUCGUGUUGCGUACAUGAAUCGACCAAGACGCUCGCCAUCAAAUAACGAGGAUCGAAAAGCGGAGCAUGAGAACGGUUACCGUCGAAAAUCACCUAAAAUGCGCUCUCUCAAUCACUUCCCAUCAGCAACUCGCUUUGCUGCAACAACAACAAAUGGAGGUGAUCACAAUGAGAGAGAGCAAGGCGAUCGACGAAGACAGCAACAAUUCCAGACGAUCUCACGCACUCAUCGAAUAUCUUUUCCUGACAAGAACACUCGAAUUGUUCCAAGCCAGCAAGCUACGCAAACAGGUUGUCACAGUUGA